CGGCCCCCCCGGGCCCUGCCCCCCCCGUGCUGACCCCCGCCCCCCCCCCGGCCGGGCCAUGGAGCGGUACCGGGGGCUGACGGACACGGAGCUCAUCGCCAUGCUGCAGCGCUACGGCAUCCCGCACGGGCCCGUCGUGGGAUCGACCCGGAAGCUCUACGAGAGGAAGAUCUGCGAAUACGAGAGCCAGCGCACCAGGCUGUCACCCUCGGUGGGGGCUGGGAGCUACUCAGGUCCUGGCACCACCGAGACCUACAUCCGGGAAUCCUACAGCUACCCCCGGCAGGAGGAGCGGCGCGGCUAUGGGGCGGACGACUCCAGCCCCACCAGGAUGUACACGCGGGAGCUGUAUGAUUUCCCUCGUCGUGAGGGUCGCACCGGCUACCUGGGGGAUGAUGUGGACACCGAGUCCUACGAAGAAUCUUCCUCCUCUUCCUCCUCCUGGCUCUCUGGUGCAGCCCCAAGUCGCCUGGGGGAAGCCACCACCCGCCAGCCAAUCGGAGAGGCCGCAUCCUACACCCCGAGCAGGACGGAGGAGACUGAGAGGGACGGCAUCUCCUACCAGCGGGUCUGCCGGGCCCGCCCUGCCCCGCCCCCCAUGCGGGUGGAGCCACGCCGUGCCAUCCACCCCCUGCCCCGCGGAGGCCCUGGGGGGGGCACAGGGGGAGGCUCCCGGCGCUACCUGCCUCUCUGGCUGCAGCUGCUGCUCUUCGGCGCGCUCGCAGCCUUCCUGGUGUACGUGUACUGCGCCCUGCAGGGCGGCGCCGAUGACAACCCGUUCAAGCAGCACCUUGACGAGUGAGAGGGGCCCCCUCCCCCCAGGGCCCACGGCCCGUCCUGUCUCCCAGCCCCCCCGGCCACCCUGUCCCUUCUCUCAGCCCCCCAGUCCUGUCCCCCAGGGGGUCCACAUCUCAGCUCUCAGCCCCUCUCCUGUCCUCCUCUCCCACUCCCCCAGGGAACGCUGUCUUCUCCUGGCAUCCAUGGCCCUGCCCCCCAAUUCUGACAGCUCUCCCCCCACUUCCUGCUCAGGGAUGGUUAUGGGGGAGGGGCCCGCCAGCAGGCUGGGGUCCCUGCUGGUGCCUGGUGUGUUUAUGUAGGGCCUAUGCUAAGUGCCUCCUGGCUCCGCCCUGCCCUGUGCCUAGCCUGGGGGGGGGUAUUGCUACCCCAUCCCCCGCAGGGGUUAACACUAUGGUGGGGGAGGGGCUGUAACCAGGGUGGGGAUGGACACACACACUCCAGCCCCUCCUUUAACUUCCUAAUCCAGGCUCAUCUCUACCCCCCCCCCCCCCGAGUUGUUCCACUCCUUUUUGGGGGGGGGGGGAGGAAUUAGUCUACUUCCCCUCCCCCCAAAUAUGUCCUGUCCCCUGCCGGGGGAAUCAGUCUCAAAGGGGUAAACAGUUGCCAAGUGGUGCUGCUUAGCUUUUGUAAUCUGCUUGGCGGGGGGGGGGUGUCGCUGCAUUUUCCUAGCCAAGGGGGUUGCUUUUGAAACAAACCAGCCGUGGGGGAGCCACUCAAUAAAAUUGGGGCUUUUUUUGGUUGUUUUGUAAAA
This is a messenger RNA of Caretta caretta (loggerhead turtle), 1549 nucleotides long. RefSeq names its product emerin. Lineage: Eukaryota; Metazoa; Chordata; Testudines; Cheloniidae. The record is from RefSeq and is a predicted model, not a curated record. Gene Ontology annotation, cellular component: nuclear envelope.